AUGAACAAACGACGAAUGAUGGUAUUUAUGCCAGACGAGAAGCGCGACCACAUGGUUGGUUCUCCGCAGCAGCUGCCAUUAAAACAUUACUUGGAAGACAACUACCAUCUCCAGCAACAACAUCUGCAACAAGUUAUUCAAAAACGUAGAAAAUUGAGUGAGACAAGUAGUAGUAAUUCUAUUGAGCCUAAUUUAAGACAGCAGCAGCAAAUAAAGAUUCAAAUACAACCUCUUGUAGAUUACUCCUCCUUUGAGUUUCCUAAAUUUGAGAUACAUGGAAAGUCUUGGGUGCAAAGACCUACAAACUUGGUCCGUUCUCGUUGUCCUUCGCUGAUCGGGCGGCGGUUUCGAGGAAAUGCAUACAUAUCUUCAAGACCUAACGUGCACUGUCAUUCAAAAAUAAACCAGUUUGAACCCGUGAAAGAAAAGUUAUCCAUGGUCAAUAAUAAUAAUAAUUCUCUGGAGCUGUCAUAUCAACAAAGUAUGACUUCUGUUAAUGACGAGUCACAAAAAACCAUUGACAAUUUGUCUAGUAAUUUUAAUAAUCAAUUGAGUAGGAUUACGCAUCAGCAAGAAGUUUCUACCGGUAUUACUAACAAAUGCAUGAUUCCCGUAGACGCACCAGAUUCCGUUCGUAAUCAUUCUAUAACAAUAGCAGAUCAUGUUCCAGGAAACGAGAAUCAAGAAUUUUCAAUUCUCAAUAUAAUUCCAUCUUUAAUUAGUGAAAAACAUCGAAAGGCUGCUUUUGUUGAAAACCUUGUCGAUACAGCUGGCCUCAUCAUUGAGGUAAUUUGGGCCAAUUUUUCCGUAAACCCUAGCGCAAAAAUCAUUCCACUACGCUUAUUCCUUCAAGAAACUUUACGUCGUUCGAGGACUUCCUAUUCAACCCUUCAAACUGCACUAUUUUAUCUUUUUCGUAUCAAACCCCAAAUUUCAUUUUCAUCUAUAUCUCAACGUUCCGAAUAUCCCCCAACCCCAACCUCGGAGUUUCCUCCAGAUAUGAAUCAAAGUCAGAAUAAUGAUCCUGCGACUUGCGGUCGACGUAUGUUUUUGGCAGCUCUGAUCGUUGCAUCAAAGUAUCUUCAAGAUCGUAAUUAUUCUAAUCGAGCAUGGUCAAAAAUUUCUGGUCUCCCUGUUAACGAAAUAAAUGCAAAUGAGAUUUGUUUCCUUAAACUUAUCGAUUACAAUCUUUUCAUAGCCGAAAACAUCUUCAAACGUUGGAGUAGUCUAUUGUUAACACAUAUUCAAGCUAUUUCAGGUUCAGAGAUAAGUAAUCCUGACGCGUUCAGGCGAGCAGAGAAUCAACGAGAGGUUGCAAUAUUUCGUGAAACUUUGAAAUCCAUGGAUCCAAUGACAAUGGAUUACAAACAUACAUGUUAUCCUGCUACACCUGCUGAUAGUGCUCCAAGUUCACCAAAGGAAUGUAGUUCAGAAAUUGUGCAAGUUUCAAAUUCUUAUUCAUUAACUCCUAUAACACAACAACCAACUCCACCAAUAUCAUACGGAAAUUUUGUUGAUAAUGCUAAUAGGACUCUGGAUAAUUAUGUGAAUUGA
Funneliformis mosseae is the source of this 1554-nucleotide messenger RNA. The record is from the annotation of a GenBank genome assembly. Lineage: Eukaryota; Fungi; Glomeromycota; Glomeromycetes; Glomerales; Glomeraceae.